AAAAUAUCGCAUGCCCCUUAAAACUGCAUUGUCAAGAGAAGAAUUCGGAGGAAAAUGUUAAAGUUUCUAAGUUUAGUCAGUGCUCUAGUUGUAGUUGAAAGCAGCUAUUUAGGUAACGUCGGACUAGGCACUUCAUACACAUCAGGAUACGGUGUCGGUCUAAACAAUGGAGCAGCUUAUGGAAUUGGAAACGCUGGACUCAACUCUUAUGGAUCAAUUUCCAGUGGGUCUAAUAAUUUGGGAGGAGCGGGCAUAGCAGGAAAUGCUGUAGUGAGUGUAUCAACAAUCCCUGCAGGACACGCCCAAGCAAUACCAACAGCUUUCAGUACUCAGUCCAGAUUUGAUAUUAUCCAUCCUGGAUCUUUAAUACAACAAACUGUCUCCCAAGUGCCUGUCGUUUCGACCCAAAUUAGACCUGUGGCAGUCGCUGUAGACCAUGGACAUGGAGCCCAUCACUGAAUGAUAAUGAACUCAUUAUUGUGAUAUAAGACAAAUAUACAGGGUAGUUAUAAGGGCACUCAAACUGUAGGCUUUUUUCUUCAACUCUUAAUAUAUUUUUGCAAUUUGAUU
Messenger RNA from Ceutorhynchus assimilis (cabbage seed weevil), 570 nucleotides. Lineage: Eukaryota; Metazoa; Arthropoda; Insecta; Coleoptera; Curculionidae. The record is from the annotation of a GenBank genome assembly.